UAACAUUACUUUCAUAACUUCAUACGGAAUAUCAACAUGUUGAUCAGAUGUGAAUGCAGAAUCUCUAUUGAAGCUGAACACCUGAGUGUGUGUGUGUGUGUGUGCUAAUAGACCGCAGCCGCGUAAGAUGACGUCGGCCACGCCCACUUCUUCUCAUGGCCCCGCCCCUCAGAAGGUCUGCCACUCCCAGACUCAGACAGACGUUCUGAAGCCUCUGCUCGGAGGGGCGGGGCCUGGGAGUCAGGUGACACGCAGAAGGCGGGUCUUAUCCAAGGAUGGGCGGAGCAACGUGCGCAUCGAGCACGUGAGUGGGCGUGGCGCUCUGUACCUGCGUGACCCCUGGACGACCUUUGUGGACAUGCAGUGGAGGUACAAACUGGUUCUGUUCAGCGCCACGUUUGUGGGCACGUGGUUCGGCUUCGGACUGCUGUGGUACUUGCUGGCUUUGGUGCACGGAGACCUGCUGGAGUUCGAUCCUCCAGCGAACCACAGUGUGUGUGUGAUGCAGAUGCAAACGCUGACGGGGGCUUUCCUCUUCUCCCUGGAAACACAGACCACCAUCGGCUACGGGUACCGGUGCAUUACUGAAGACUGUCCGUCUGCAAUCGUCCUGCUCAUCCUCCAGCUCCUCAUCACCACCGCGAUGGAGAUCUUCAUCACCGGAACGUUCCUUGCCAAGGUGGCUCGGCCGAAAAAACGUGGUGGGACGAUUCGGUUCAGUCAACACGCAGUGAUAGCCAAUCACGACGGCCGACCGUGUCUCAUGAUACGAGUUGCCAACAUGCGCAAAAGUCUGUUGCUGGGCUGCCAGGUGACAGGGAAGCUUUUACAGCCGUGUGUGCCGAAGGAGGGAGAGACGGUGCGUUUGGACCAGAAGAACGUGAGCUUCAGCGUGGACACGGAGAGCGAGAGCCCGUUCCUCAUCCUCCCCCUCACCUUCUACCACACCAUCGAUGACGAGAGCCCGCUGCAAGCCUGGGCCGACACGGGUGGAGGAUGGACAGAACCCGAUCCGGUGGAUUUUGAGCUGCUGGUUAUGAUGAUCUCCACAGUAGAACCAACAUCGGCCACCUGUCAGGUGCGGACCUCAUACCUGCCCGAGGAGAUCCUGUGGGGGUACGAGUUCCCGCCCAUCGUGUCGCUCUCGUCGAUGGGAAAAUACGUGGCGGAUCUCGCAUACUUCGACAAAGUGGUGAAAACUAAGACCCCGCCCCUUUUUAAACAGACUCCGCCCCCUUUCAAACAGACCCCGCCCAGUGGCACCCGUGAAACGGACCCGGAGAAAAUGCGCCUGGAGCAAAGCUACCGAGAGGGAAGCGAUGAGAGACAGAGCGUUCGCAUUAGUAACGUAUGAAAUACAUAAUCUAUCUCCGAUAAAUAUAGAAUGAUUUGAUAUGUUGAUAAUCUUCAGCGGCGCGUUUAAACCAGGAUUUUUGCAUAUGGGAUAAACUGCGUAGCAUA
Messenger RNA from Rhinichthys klamathensis goyatoka, 1461 nucleotides. Its product is annotated as ATP-sensitive inward rectifier potassium channel 10. The record is from RefSeq and is a predicted model, not a curated record. Gene Ontology annotation, cellular component: plasma membrane. Gene Ontology annotation, biological process: regulation of monoatomic ion transmembrane transport; potassium ion import across plasma membrane. The coding region runs from base 128 to 1354 and encodes 408 amino acids. NCBI's taxonomy places the organism in Eukaryota, Metazoa, Chordata, Actinopteri, Cypriniformes, Leuciscidae. The transcript is spliced from 6 exons. Gene Ontology annotation, molecular function: inward rectifier potassium channel activity.